CUCUUGUAAACCGUAUCAGUAUUAUCACUCAAGACCUAUCAGUUUACACGAUCGAAUCUAUUACGAUCUAAUUUUUUGCUAUACUGUAAACUUAAUGUCAAAACGACAAUUUAUGAGCAUUGGUUCAUUAUUCCCAGUUUUAUCCUCUGUGUAGAAUUGUCAUUAUGUCACCUAUUAUAUUUUAUUUUGAUGACCUCUCACAGCCUUGUCGAGCCAUCGAAAUAUUUCUUUUAAUGAACGACAUUCCACAUGAUAAAAAAAAAAUCAAACUUGCUAAAGGUGCUCAGUAUUCUGAUGAAUUUGUUAAAAUAAACCCAUUUAAAAAAGUUCCUGUCAUUGACGAUAAUGGGUUUAUACUUACUGAAAGUGUGGCCAUAUUACGAUACUUGUGCCGACAGUAUAAUGUACAAGACCACUGGUAUCCAAACAACUCUAAACUCAGAGCAAGGGUGGACGAAUAUCUUGAAUGGCAGCAUAUUGGAACCAGAGCCCCUUGUGCCCUUUAUGUCUGGGAUAAGGUUUUUACACCUCUUCUGACAGGCGUCGGUACCAAUGAAAGGAGGUUGAAUAACUCUUUUAAAAGAAUGGAAGACUCCUGCAACUGCAUCAACGAUAUUUGGUUGAAGGAUGGAAAGAAAUUUCUCACCAGUUAUUCAAUUAGUAUUGCUGACUUGCUAGGAGUUACAGAACUGGAGGAAUUGAAGUUGACAGGAUAUGACCCAAAAGAAGGCCGGCCUGCGUUAGCCGCUUGGAUGGAAAGAGUAAGAAAUGCAACUAAUCCACAUUAUGACAAAGUUCACUCAAGACUUAACAAUCUCAGCAAAAAGUACAGUACUAAAGCAAAGUUAUAAUGACCAAUGACAUUGCUUUGAUAAAGUUGUUAACGUACAAUUAAUAUUUUAGUACAUUGUUGCUCAAAUUUUUUUGUUUUUAUUUGAUAAAUAUAUUGUACACUUUUUCUUAUU
Cimex lectularius (bed bug) is the source of this 965-nucleotide messenger RNA. Its product is annotated as glutathione S-transferase theta-1-like. Gene Ontology annotation, biological process: glutathione metabolic process. NCBI's taxonomy places the organism in Eukaryota, Metazoa, Arthropoda, Insecta, Hemiptera, Cimicidae. The coding region runs from base 165 to 851 and encodes 228 amino acids. Gene Ontology annotation, cellular component: cytoplasm. Gene Ontology annotation, molecular function: glutathione transferase activity. The transcript is spliced from 5 exons. The record is from RefSeq and is a predicted model, not a curated record.